This is a messenger RNA of Botrytis cinerea B05.10, 1859 nucleotides long. It is a transcript of the gene Bcyhc3, whose product is annotated as Bcyhc3. Gene Ontology annotation, cellular component: vacuole; membrane. Gene Ontology annotation, biological process: regulation of intracellular pH. The record is from RefSeq and is a predicted model, not a curated record. The transcript has 3 exons. The coding region runs from base 234 to 1649 and encodes 471 amino acids. NCBI's taxonomy places the organism in Eukaryota, Fungi, Ascomycota, Leotiomycetes, Helotiales, Sclerotiniaceae.
GUUAAUAAUACUUGAGUCCGUCCGUGGUCACGGCUUUCCAAGGUACAGAACAGAGGAGAUACGACAUUCCGUCGAUAGAUACCUUAUCGCUACCUUAUCCACCCAAAUGCAAAGACAUUCAAUGUGAGACCUUAAUCAGCAAGCAUCGCAUCGUAAACACCAUUUGGUCUCCUUGCACAUACUAAUCUUCACACUCCCUCGACAUGACAUGAUAUGACUAUCAUUCAACGGCAAUGAACAGACCCUCCUCAUCGACCGGUCUAUCGCUUCCCCUUCCCGGCUCCCCAGGAUCUUCAUGGGCCAUGUAUCGAGCGAGAUUUGCGGCUAUCUUUCACGGCGCAGAUACGUCGGUUUUGAUCGCUUUUUGGUUAUUUGGUCUGAUCAACAAUGUGUUGUAUGUGAUUAUUCUGUCGGCGGCGUUGGAUUUGGUUGGCCCUGAUAUCCCCAAAUCCGUCGUUUUACUCGCAGAUGUUCUCCCUUCUUUCGUAACCAAACUCGUCGCUCCGUACUUCAUUCAUAAGAUUCCCUACUGGAUACGAAUCAUCAUCUUCUGCUCCUUAUCCUCGGGGGGUAUGCUCCUCAUCGCAUUAACCCCAGACGACAAAUCCGUAUCGACAAAACUAUUUGGUGUCAUCCUUGCGAGUCUCAGUAGUGGUGGCGGAGAAUUGAGUUUCCUAGGUCUCACGCAUUACUAUGGACAUUUCAGUCUGGCGGCAUGGGGAAGCGGGACAGGAGGGGCAGGUUUAGCAGGAGCUGGAUUAUAUGUUCUUUUGACAACUAUCAUUGGACUAUCUAUCAAGAUCAGUCUUUUGGCUUCUGCUUUCUUGCCUUGCAUAAUGCUUCUCUCUUUCUUCGUAAUAUUACCUCAAGGACCAUUAAGGAGAGCAUCUUUAAGGAAAGAUUACAACACUCUCCCUGGAGAAGAAUCGCUGAAUCAACCCCUCACAAGUUCAGAGAUCGAUGAUCUACCACCCGAUUCAGCGGCGGCUUCUCUACUUGCACCUGGCCCCGCCAUCGCAUCAGAAGCAUACUCCUCACACUCUCCCCGUCCCUCUUCUCCGGGAUUGUCUCACCACGAAGCGAAAUCAACAUUUCUCUAUAAUCUCCACCGCGCCUCCUCACUUUUCUUUCCCUACAUGUUCCCUCUCCUCCUCGUCUACAUAGCCGAAUACACUAUCAACCAAGGUGUCUCUCCCACACUCCUUUACCCUACACCUUCCUCGGGAAACCCAUUUUCCCAUUAUCGCUCUUUCUAUCCCACGUAUGGGUUUAUCUACCAACUCGGCGUUUUUGUUUCACGCUCCUCUACACCAUUUUACCGAAUCCACAAUCUCUAUGUCCCAUCGUUUCUACAGAUUGCAAAUCUCUUCCUCCUCAUCUCGCAAGCAUUAUGGUUCUGGAUUCCAAGUGUGUAUAUCAUCUUUGUAGUGAUCUUUUGGGAGGGUCUUCUCGGCGGAGCGGUUUAUGUGAAUACGUUUGCGGAGAUUAUGGAGAAAGUGGGAGAGGCAGAUCGAGAGUUUAGUUUGGGGGCGACGAGUGUGAGUGAUAGUGGGGGGAUAUGUAUAGCGGGGUUUGUGGGGAUGGUUCUGGAGGUUGGGUUGUGUGAGUGGCAGGUUGAGAGGGGGAGGGGGUGGUGUAGGAUGACUUAGGGGGUAAGGAGAGGAUGAUAUGAUUGAUAGAGAGGGGGAGAGGAUUAGAGGAUGUGGAUGAGGAUGUGGAUGUGGAUGUGGAUGUGGGUGUGGAUGUGGGUGUGGAAGAGAAUUACGUGAUGAGGGGUCACUCACCGGCGUUAUGGAUUUUGCGUUUCAUAUCAUGCGCACAUAGAUAGAUACCUUUGAAUUUGAAUUUUGAAAUUUUGA